AUGGAACGUACAACAGUACCAGCGAGGCGCAGAAGACACUCGGGCUCCUUGAACCGCGAUGGCAUCGUAGCGCCUUCGCCCACGACAUUCGGAAGUGGGGACGAUAUAAUACCUCGCCCCAAGUCCUCGCCCGUCGAGCGGCCCGCGCAAAGGAGACGUCAACACAGUCCCACCCACGACGAGUCAGAGAGGGAGGACGAGGAGGAGAAAGAGAACGGCGACGCAGCCGAGCCGGGUAUGGAGGUCGACGACGGUGCGAAGGGGAGGGCAGGGCAUCCGUCGGGGACGCCCAUCACGAUCCUGAAAAAUACGCAUAACCAAGUCGAUCACUCUUCGCCUCUUACCACCACCACCUACCCCGCCGAGCGACCCACUCGCCCGCUUCCCUCGUCAAAGGCACGAAAAAUGGCUUCAACAGCCGGCUCUGCCAACCCCCAUGCACCCAUCCAACCGGUCGCCAACCCCUCCAUGCUCCCCAUACAGGCACACGUUCCUCGCGGUCCUGCAGCUGCCUCGUCUCGCCGGCUCUAUGUCAUCCUCGAGCAAGCCUGCUUGGAGGCAUACAAGGUCUCAGGUGGAUUAUCUGGCAAGGGAAGAGGCAAAGAUGGCAGCGGAGACGCCAAAUACACCUUGUUGAAUUGCGAUGAUCACCAGGGCAUUUUGGCGAAAACGGGCAGGGAUAUCGCAGAUGCAAGGCCCGAUAUCACCCAUCAGUGCCUUCUCACCUUGCUGGACUCCCCGCUGAACAAAGCCGGUCUUCUGCAAGUCUACAUUCACACCGCGCGCGGCGUGCUCAUCGAGGUCAACCCUCAUGUUCGCAUUCCACGCACGUUCAAGCGAUUCAGCGGCCUCAUGGUGCAGCUCCUGCACAAGCUCUCGAUUCGAGGUGUGAACGGCCCUGAAAAGCUCCUCAAGGUCAUCAAGAACCCUAUCAUUGACCAUCUCCCGCCGAACACGAUCAAGCUCACCCUGUCGGGUGACGCUCCAACCCAGCGUCUUUCGCGAUACCUCCCAACCUUGCCCACGACCCACAACGUCGCCGUUUUCGUGGGCGCCAUGGCUCGUGGGAAGGACGACUUUGCCGAUGCGUAUGUCGACGAAAAGAUUAGCAUCAGCGACUAUCCCCUCAGCGCUAGCGUUGCUUGUGGGAAGUUUUGCUGUGCCUUAGAAGAGCUUUGGGACGUUGUUUGA
Molecule: messenger RNA, 1191 nt
Organism: Cyclocybe aegerita
Lineage: Eukaryota; Fungi; Basidiomycota; Agaricomycetes; Agaricales; Hemipholiotaceae
Source: the annotation of a GenBank genome assembly